Messenger RNA from Homarus americanus (American lobster), 1446 nucleotides. RefSeq names its product elastin-like. The transcript is spliced from 4 exons. The coding region runs from base 1 to 1446 and encodes 481 amino acids. Lineage: Eukaryota; Metazoa; Arthropoda; Malacostraca; Decapoda; Nephropidae. The record is from RefSeq and is a predicted model, not a curated record.
AUGGCCCUCCCAGGUGAAGCGACGCACCUAGGGGCCCUCGCAUGGGCGGUGGUGGCCUCAUGGGCCCUCCCAGGGACCUCGGUUAAUCCAGGGUUCCUUGCAGGGGCGGCGGCGCCACCAGGGGCCCUGCCAGGAGUGGUGGAAACCCUAGGGACCUUUCCAGUGGCGGCGGUCCACCAGGGCCCUACAGAGACAGGGACCCCAGUGGGCAGGUCAAGGGCAAUAGCAACUGCAGCGGCUGUACCGCCCCCAGGGGCUCUCUCAGGGGCGGUGAAGACUUCAGGAGCCGCACCAGGGGCUGCAACACCCCUAGGAGACCUCCCUGUGGCAACGGCGACUCCAAUGGCCCUCCCAGGUGAAUCGACGCACAUAGGGGCCCUCGCAUGGGCGGUGGUGGCCUCAUGGGCCCUCCCAGGGACCUCGGUUAAUCCAGGGUUCCUUGCAUGGGCGGCGGCGCCACCAGGGGCCCUGCCAGGAGUGGUGGAACCCCUAGAGACCUUUCCAGGGGCAGCGGUCCACCAGGGCCCUACAGAGACAGGGACCCCAGUGGGCAGGUCAAGGGCAAUAGCAACUGCAGCGGCUGUACCGACCCCAGGGGCUCUCUCAGGGGCGGUGAAGACUUCAGGAGCCGCACCAGGGGCUGCAACACCCCUAGGAGACCUCCCUGUGGCAACGGCGACUCCAAUGGCCCUCCCAGGUGAAUCGACGCACAUAGGGGCCCUCGCAUGGGCGGUGGUGGCCUCAUGGGCCCUCCCAGGGACCUCGGUUAAUCCAGGGUUCCUUGCAUGGGCGGCGGCGCCACCAGGGGCCCUGCCAGGAGUGGUGGAACCCCUAGAGACCUUUCCAGGGGCAGCGGUCCACCAGGACACCACAGAGACAGUGACCCCAGGGGCCAAGUCAAGGGUAGUAGCGACUGCAGGGGCUUUGGCGACCCCAGGGGCUCUCCUAGGGGCAGUGACGACUUCAGGAGCCCUACCAGGGGCUGCAACACCCCUAGGGGCCCUCCCUGUGGCAGCGGCGACUCCAAUGGGCCUCCCAGGUGAAGCAAUGCACCUAGGGGCCCUCGCAUGGGCGGUAGUUUUCUCAUGGGCCCUCCCAGGGACCUCGGUUAAUCCAGAGUUCCUUGCAGGGGCGGCGGCGCCCCCAGCAGCCCUGCCAGGAGUGGUGGACCCCCUAGGGACCUUUCCAGUGGUGGCGGUCCCCCAGGUAAGCUACUAUGGGCGGCAGCGAUAUCAGGGGCUCACCCUGGUGUCGGUGGCGACCCCAGGGGCCCUCUCUAGGGUGACGGCGACUCGACGGACCGUCACAGGGGCGAGGGUGCCCACAGGGGUCGUCCCAGGGGCCCUCCCAGUGGCUCUAAUGCCCCCAAGAGCCCUCCAAGAGGUAGAGGUGACCACAGGGGCAUUGGCAGGUGCGGUGGCCCCCCAGGGGCCCUCCCAGGGAUAG